GGGGCCCCACGGGGCAGAGAAAACGUGGGUGGGCUCCGGGCGAAGAUGAAUGGAUCUGCCGGGCGUGUGUUUAGGGGGCAGAUGCGUUUUGUGCCUUCACGGGGAGUCCCGGCGUGAGCAGACAGUGCCUACGCUCAGGGAGCAGCGGCCACUAAGACAGCAAUUGGAAGGUUCUAGAACAUGCUCUAGAGGGCAGGGCUCAGGGCACAGUGGAGGGAAGUUGGGUCUCCCCCAGGAAGUGACAUCCCACCUGGGACCUGAAGUCCUGCAAGGGUCCGCAAGGGGAAAGGUGGAGAGGGAAGAAGGGGAAUGUUCCGGGCAGUGGGCGGUGGGAUCUGAUGAUCGUCUGCCCCCUGAGGGCAGGACCUUUUGUCUGAUUUAUUCCCUGCUGACUCCCAGUGCCUGGAACAGUGUCUGGCACAUAGCAGGUGCCCAGCAGAAACCUGAGGACUGAAUGGACAUGUGGAGGCCAAGCUGAGACAGCCUGAAACAAUUCAUAAUUAGCAAAGUAAUUUAUAACAGCCAACAUUUACCCAGUGAUUACUACUGUGCGCCGAACAGAGUGGAGCUGGACGCCCUCAAUUCUAUUCUCACCCACCCUGUGACGGGCGUGUGGGGUGCCAGCUUCAGCAAAUAAAAAUACAGGAUGCCAGGAAAUCUGAAUUCCAGAAAACCGAGCAAUGAGUUUAUUUUUUCAGUGUGUGUCUCAUGCACUAUUUGAGACGUACUAAAAAAAACCUUCAGACUGUGCGUUCUGUGUUUUGCCUGGCGACCCACGUGAGGCGUUCCCCCGGCUUCUGUAGAUGACCAAACUGCCCACGCUCACCUGCUGUGCACGGCCACACUGGGUUUGGCAUUGGGUCCCCGCUCUCCUGGAGGAUCAAAGAUCCCGCCAACAGGCGCUACGAGGUGCCCUUGGAGACCCCGCGUGUCCGCAGCCGGGCCUCAUCCACACUUUACAGCGUGGACCUCCAGGAGGAGCCCUUCGGGGUGGUCGUGCGCCGGAAGCUGGACGGCCGGGUGCUUUUCUGCAGCUGUCCACCUCUCUGCCGUCCCAGCACAUCACGGGCCUGGCCGAGCAUCUCGGCUCCCUGGUGCUUAGCACCAACUGGACCAAGAUCACCCUGUGGAACCGGGACAUCGCCCCCGAGCCCAACGUGAACCUGUACGGGUCCCACCCCUUCUACCUGGUGCUGGAGGACGGCGGCCUGGCUCACGGGGUCUUCCUGCUGAACAGCAAUGCCAUGGAUGUGAUCCUGCAGCCGAGCCCAGCCCUCAGCUGGCGGUCCACGGGUGGGAUCCUGGACAUGUACAUCUUCCUGGGCCCUGAGCCCAAGAGCGUGGUGCGGCAGUACCUGGAAGUCGUGGGCUCCCCGUUCAUGCCGCCCUACUGGGGCCUGGGGCUCCACCUCUGCCGCUGGGGCUACACCUCCACAGCGGUCACCCGCCAGGUGGUGGAGAACAUGACCAGGGCCAACUUCCCCCUGGACACUCAGUGGAAUGACCUGGAUUACAUGGACGCGAGGAGAGACUUCACUUUCGACAAGGACGGCUUCGGGGACUUACCAGCCAUGGUGCAGGAGCUCCACCGGAGCGGCCGGCACUACGUGAUGAUCGUCGACCCCGCCAUCAGCAGCUCCAGCCCUCCUGACAGCUACCGACCUUAUGACGAGGGUCUGCGGAGGAAGGUUUUCGUCACCAAUGACACUGGGCAGCCACUGAUCGGGAAGGUGUGGCCCGGAUUUACCGCCUUCCCCGACUUCACCAGCCCCGAGGCCCUUGACUGGUGGCAGGACAUGGUGGUUGAGUUCCACGCCCAGGUGCCUUUCGACGGCAUGUGGAUCGACAUGAACGAGCCAUCCAACUUCGUCAAGGGCUCUGUGGACGGCUGCCCCGACAGUGACCUGGAGAACCCGCCCUACGUGCCAGGGGUGGUUGGCGGGACCCUGCGGGCAGCCACCAUCUGUGCCUCCAGCCACCAGUUCCUCUCCACGCACUACAACCUGCACAACCUGUACGGCCUGACAGAAGCCCUUGCCUCCCACAGGGCCCUGGUCAAGGCUCGGGGGACGCGCCCCUUCGUGAUCUCCCGCUCGACCUUCGCGGGCCACGGCCGAUACGCCGGCCACUGGACAGGGGACGUGUGGAGCAGCUGGGAGCAUCUGUCGUACUCUGUGCCAGAAAUCCUGCUCUUCAACCUGCUGGGGGUGCCGCUGGUCGGGGCCGAUGUGUGCGGCUUCCUGGGCAACACGUCGGAGGAGCUGUGUGUCCGCUGGACCCAGCUGGGGGCCUUCUACCCGUUCAUGCGGAACCACAACGACCUCCACAGCCUGCCUCAGGAGCCGUACAGGUUCAGCGAGACGGCGCAGCGAGCCAUGAGGAAGGCCCUCGCCCUGCGCUACAGGCUGCUGCCCCACCUGUACACGCUGUUCCACCGGGCCCACGUGGGGGGCGAGACCGUGGCCCGGCCCCUCUUCCUGGAGUUCCCCGAGGACCCCCGCACCUGGGCCGUGGACCGCCAGCUCCUGUGGGGAGCAGCUCUGCUCAUCACCCCGGUGCUCGAGGCCGGGAAGGUUGAAGUGACCGGUUACUUCCCCGCUGGCACAUGGUACGACUUGCAGACGGUGCCAGCAGAGGCCCUCGGCAGCCUCCCGCCUCCGCCUCCCGCACCCGUCACGCCUGCCAUCCACAGCAGGGGACAGUGGGUGACACUGCCAGCCCCACUGGACACCAUCAACCUCCACCUCCGGGCCGGGCACAUCAUCCCCCUGCAGGGCCUUGGCCUCACAACCACGGAGUCCCGAAAGCAGCCCAUGGCCCUGGUCGCAGCCCUGACCACGAACGGGGAGGCCCGAGGAGAGCUGUUCUGGGACGACGGGGAGAGCCUGGAGACGCUCGAGCGUGGGGCCUACACACAGGUCGUCUUCCUUGCCAAGAAUAACACCGUUGUGAACGAGCUGGUGCACGUGACCAGCGAGGGGGCCGGCCUGCAACUGAGGAAGGCCACCGUCCUGGGGGUGGCCGUGGCCCCCAAGCAGGUCCUCUCCAAUGGCGUUCCUGUCUCCAACUUCACCUACAGCCCUGACACGAAGACCCUGGACAUCCCUGUCUCACUGACGAUGGGAGAACAGUUUGUCAUCAGCUGGUCUUAACCAGGGGCCGGUGGUGCGUUGAUCCUUUACAGGAAAAGACGGGACUUCGCAGCGACCCCAGCACCCGUGCUCUUAGUCAAGAUGUGGGGGGCGGGGCUCAGGGUCGGAAGCAGUUGGCCCACGUCUCACGGCGGACGUCCCUCCAAUGCCCAGAUCUGCCUGUGUCUACCUCCCGGGCCCCAGGGCUCUGGGCCAGCAGCAUGCCUGUUUGCCUUGUGUUUGCAAUGCUCUCCUGGAAGGUUUACCUCCCCACAGCCUGUCACCGGAACGUGUAUGACGUCAUCCGCCGCCUGCCCAGGACGGCAGAAGUGUGCUCGGGGUGAGGACGCUGUCCCUGCACCCCGAGGUCACGCCAGAUGAAAGGACAGAGCUGCGUGGCCACUGUGGACUGCCGUCUGGGCAACCGCGCCCCGGCAGCCAGUGAGGCUGCCUGCUGGCAGGAGGGCGGCCACGGGGGCCUCCAAAAGAUUCGCAGGACCCAGGGAAACCCUCGCUCCAAAGUGCAAUUGUGUUUAAUAAAAGGGGCAUUGCAAUCAA
Molecule: messenger RNA, 3689 nt
Organism: Herpailurus yagouaroundi (jaguarundi)
Lineage: Eukaryota; Metazoa; Chordata; Mammalia; Carnivora; Felidae
Gene: GAA
Product: alpha glucosidase
Exons: 19
Coding region: 804-3152 (782 amino acids)
Biological process (GO): glycogen catabolic process; lysosome organization
Cellular component (GO): lysosomal membrane
Molecular function (GO): alpha-1,4-glucosidase activity; carbohydrate binding
Source: RefSeq, a predicted model, not a curated record